Molecule: messenger RNA, 564 nt
Organism: Hevea brasiliensis (rubber tree)
Lineage: Eukaryota; Viridiplantae; Streptophyta; Magnoliopsida; Malpighiales; Euphorbiaceae
Exons: 3
Coding region: 1-564 (187 amino acids)
Source: RefSeq, a predicted model, not a curated record
AUGGGUUUAGGGCUUUUAGCUGUGAAAACAGUAACUUCCCGUCAGAAGCACUCUCUCAAAUGCCAUCUUAUACCAAGUUCCUCAAAGACAAUUUUAUCAAAUAAGAGAAGGCUGGAGGACUAUGAGACUGUUGCUCUUACAGAGGAAUGCAGUGCCAUAUUGCAGAACAAGCUGCCACCAAAACUCAAAGAUCCAGGAAGCUUCUCCAUACCUUAUCUUAUCGGUAACAUGAAUAUAGACAAAGCCCUCUGUGAUCUAGGUCCAAGUGAGGACGUCCAAAUCCCUAUAAUCUUGGGAAGACCUUUUAUAGCAACUGUUGCAGCUGUCAUAGACGUUAAGAAUGGACUGCUAACUCUCAAGGUAGGAGAUGAAGAAGUAGAGUUCAACCUGUUCAACACAAUGAAACACAAACUUGAACCUGAUGAAUGUUUCAAGGUUGAUAUAAUUGAUAAGCAAGUUGUAGAGGAAUUCAUUAAAGCACACCCUAAAGAUCCUCUGGGAGCAUCCAUUGUGCAUAGCCACACGGCAGAGAAGGAGAACACGGAGAUUGUAGCUUGUGCAUAA